Molecule: messenger RNA, 987 nt
Organism: Mauremys reevesii (Reeves's turtle)
Lineage: Eukaryota; Metazoa; Chordata; Testudines; Geoemydidae
Exons: 3
Coding region: 155-910 (251 amino acids)
Source: RefSeq, a predicted model, not a curated record
GAAGUAGAGCCAGGCUAUUAUCCCCAUUGAACAGCGCAGGAACUGAGGCACAGAAAGACUAAGUGACUUGUCCAACAUCACGCCUCUCCUCUGACACCAACAGACCAUCCUUCUUCUCUUGUGGAAGCAAGCCCCCUGGUGUCAGAGGAGAGGCAUGACGACCCCGAUGCCCAUCCCAAAGCUUUUGACUCUUUUAGGGCUUAUCUGCAAAGUGAAGUUAUUCUGGACUAAGCAGCCCCCAGACACAGGAUCACACCCAGGCCUCACGCCUCAGGAGCCAGGCCCAGCCUUGUUCUACCCGUCAGGGCCCGCUCUCAGCAUCCCUCCAGCCCCUUGGGCAUCUGGGAAUAUUGUUGCACAAGAGCACAACUACUGCAGCUGGCCAGACUCUGAGGGCAGUGUGCGAAGAGCCCCCAACUCGGAGAGAGUGGAGCUGGCCUCAGUCAGAAGCAGACGGCAAACACGUCAGGGCCCAGGGUACAAAGCUAGUCAGGGACCCUGGGCCUCUAUGCCCCCCGGACCCACAACAGCCAGCGUCUUCUGCAGCCGCCAGCCCCUCAGGGGGAGGAGGAGGGCAAAGGCCCAGGCUGUUCAGCCACUCCAGAUCCAUGGCCUAUCCCUGGGCCAGUAUCAGCAGCUGUUCCGCUCACUGGUGGAACGGGAGCUGGGUCCAGCAGAGACCCCAGGCCAUGGGCUAGAAUGGGGCCGCAGGAUCAAAGAGCAGCUGUUCUACGCUGUGGGCUGCCCCCGCUACCGGCAGCUGGUGGGUCCCGACGGGCAUGUCCGGGUGGUGGAGUAUGCACACCGCACUGGGCACAGGCAGGCCCCACCCCAUUAUGACAUCGACACUGGGGAUGAGGAGCCACCUGGCACCGAGGAAGCACCAGGCCCAGCUGAGCCUUCACCCUAAGAGGCCAAUCCUGCAGAGCCCAGCUGGGCCCAGCCCCACGCAGGCAAACCUCUGUCAAUUACACUGUGAACCUGGCA